GAUGCUCUGCAGUUCGAAGGCCUACGAAUCACCGAAGGCUUCGGCGAAGAGGGUGCUGCGGCCGGACCGUCUCGUGGCGGGCGAGACUGGGGGCAGGAUCGCGCUGGUCCCGCUCGAGGGCAUCGCACGGAGUCUAUCGGGAGACAUGGAGCUGCCUGAACCGGCAGAACUGAUGGACUACAUCAGCAAGGUGCUUAUCAUCUCCAGGCUGCCCGUUCUGAAGCGCCUCGCGAACUUUCAGGUCUGCUCCAUCUCAAAGGCUUUGGACUCCACGGAUCCCUGGAGACCGGGGGAGAUCGUCUUUGACCAAGGAGAAGCCGGCGACAAGUUCUACAUCGUCAUGUCCGGGGGUGUGCGUGUCGAUGUGGACGGAGUCUUGCUACGCGAGCUCGGCAAAGGUGCCUGCUUCGGCGAGCGAGCGCUGCUCUUCGACGAGAAGCGGUCGGGCAAGGUGACUGUCACCGAACCGGACACCCGGUUCUGGGUGGGCACUCGCGAUGUCUUCGAGAAGUUCGUGACCAAGAACAUGAGAGACGACCUCCGGGAGCGCGCGAAGCUUCAGGACUGGACUCUGUCGCUGAAGAACCUGAGGCACGUGCGCAUGAUCGGCGUAGGGGCCUUCGGGUCCGUACGCCUUGUGGAGCACGUGAAGACUGGGGCACGAUAUGCGCUCAAGCGGAUCAAGAAGGAGGAUGGCCAGGUUCCCAUGGAGAUUCAGGAGGAGUGCAACCUCCUUGCCAUGGCGAGCCAUCCUUUCGUCCUGCAGCUCGUGAAGUCCUUUCAGACGGAGAAGAGCUUGUACAUCCUCACCGAGCUCAUCACCGGGGGGCAGCUCUACGAACAGAUGCGGGACAAGAUGGGCACCGCCAGUCGCCGACAUGCCCAGUUCUACACGGGCUCUCUGGUUCUCAUCCUCGAAGCCCUGCACCUGGCGGGCGUGGCCUACAGAGACCUGAAGCCGGAGAACGUGAUGCUGGAUUCCCAAGGCUACGUCAAGUUGGUCGACUUCGGCUUGGCGAAGGACAUGCGGGAUCAGAGCAAGACCUUCACCAUCGUCGGGACUGUGUACUACAUGGCACCAGACAUCUUCGUGGGCCGAGGCUAUGGCUUGGAGGUGGACUUCUGGUCCCUUGGUAUCAUGCUCUACGAACUGGUGUGCGGAAGGCUACCCUUCGGCAACGAGUCAGCGGAAGAGGAUGACAUCAUCGCAGCGGUCUUGGAG
Messenger RNA from Symbiodinium sp. CCMP2456, 1222 nucleotides. The record is from the annotation of a GenBank genome assembly. NCBI's taxonomy places the organism in Eukaryota, Dinophyceae, Suessiales, Symbiodiniaceae.